Molecule: messenger RNA, 1552 nt
Organism: Suillus subalutaceus
Lineage: Eukaryota; Fungi; Basidiomycota; Agaricomycetes; Boletales; Suillaceae
Exons: 2
Coding region: 81-1460 (459 amino acids)
Biological process (GO): snoRNA localization; maturation of LSU-rRNA from tricistronic rRNA transcript (SSU-rRNA, 5.8S rRNA, LSU-rRNA); box C/D snoRNP assembly
Cellular component (GO): nucleus; pre-snoRNP complex
Source: RefSeq, a predicted model, not a curated record
AAAAACAUCAACACACUUCACGACUACAUGAUACGUAUACUCAUUUAACUUCUACAUCUGCAGUGCAAACCAUCACGCCUAUGGAAUCAAUCGCCAGUGGGUCAUCAACUCGUCUUUGUACGCUUUGCUCGACACCUGCUCGUUAUACUUGCCCGAGGUGCUGUACUCCAACAUGUUCUCUACCCUGCUCUCGUACCCACAAAUCCAAAACUGGAUGUAGCGGUGAACGCAAUAAGGCGGCCUAUGUACAGAUGAACGCUUAUGGGUGGGGGCCGAUGAUGCGCGACUAUUGUUUUCUUGAAGAAGUAGGCAGAAAAGUGAGUGAGUGGGGCGGAGAAAUUGCUCGUGAAGGCUACGCAGCAAACGUAAAAGACAUGAGAGGAAGAGGGGGAGCACGUGGAGCCAGCAGAAGAGGUAGAGGCGGAAGGGGGACUUCAAGGGGUGGUGGAUCAUCUAAAAGAGAUCUGCUAAAAGCUCAUCUAGACAGUUUGGACAUCGAGAUGGAUGUCCUUCCCGUCGGAAUGCAACGCAGAAAGGUAAACCAGUCGACUCUUGAUGCAAAGACGCAGGUUGCACUAUUGACGAUAGAGUUCAAGUUUUACCUCGGAGCGCCCUUGCAAUCUUCUUUAUCCGCAGCAUCAAUUCCAUAUACCACACUUGUGCAUCGCAAUCCCAUCAACUCCUCUCUAAUCACCCUUCUUCAGAGACACGUUCCUCAGCAUACAUAUUCUAACAAGGACCAUCCCAAACCGAAGAAAGAACAUCCUUGUCCAGACUGGGUUACUUCUCUUGUCCACCCUCAUCCAGACGAUCCCGAAGGCUUCAGAAAUCCUCUCUGUUACUUACCUGCGCAAAUGGACCUGGCCAGAAUUCCGUAUUAUCCAGGCGUCGGAGUGCAGACUGGCCCAUCUUACUAUAAACUUUGCCCCUCUCAGACUCUUCAGGAUUUGCUUCAGGAUACGCACUUCGCUGAAUUCCCCACCAUCCAUGUAUACGAUCCGGACUCGUCUACAUUCGUUGGAAAUAUUGUGGUUAAAAGGGGUCAGCCCUCGCCAAUGUCCGAGCACGAGCACGAGCACGAGCACGACGUCAGAGCUAUAAAAAGACGAAAGCUAAGUACGAAAGCGGGGAGAAAGGCGAUCUCAGGACUCGUCGGUGACUAUGGAAGUGAAAGUGAGUCUGCAUUGGAAAAAGCAGCGGCAAGCCGGACACGAGACGAGUUGGGGGCUUUAGGGAACUACGCGGAAAGCGAAAGUGGCGACCAAGACUCUAUUGUGGAGGCACGCACCACCGAAGACGACAUAUCCAGCACAGGCUCUUUGUCAGCGGAUGAAGGAGAAGGUCCCGCGCUUGAUUAUAGUGCCGUUCUUGAGUUGAUCAAGCAAGCACACAGCGCAGCUGACUAUGAUUCGGAGGCAGUUGAUUGGGGUGACGAUUGGGAUGAAGACGUAGCAGAGUAACCCUCUUUUGUCGCCUACCUUGUGUAUGCAAACCUUCGCCCCCUUUUCCCUUUGUGCUUAAGUCAGUUGCAUCAAUUCUAGGGACUUGCACU